Molecule: messenger RNA, 2726 nt
Organism: Monomorium pharaonis (pharaoh ant)
Lineage: Eukaryota; Metazoa; Arthropoda; Insecta; Hymenoptera; Formicidae
Exons: 4
Coding region: 494-2023 (509 amino acids)
Source: RefSeq, a predicted model, not a curated record
UAUUUCUUUUUCCUUUAUUUUUGUAUAAAAUUAUUUAUUUAUAUAAUUAUUAUUGCAAUUGUUAUUUUUAAAAAGUAAAAAACUAAAUAGCGCGCGCGUAGCGCGCGCCUGUGUUGUUCUAGUUAUAGUAAACAACAAACUUUAUGCAACAGUCGCUUUCUUCUAAAAUUAUUAUCGUCCAGUAAUAAGUAGAAAUAUCUCGUGCAAAUAACAAAAAAAUUAUGGAUAAUAGUAAAUAAAUAAUUAUUGAAAAUACAUAAAUACACUUUUGUUAAAAAAUCUAUAAUCAGGUUCUUUGAAAAACUUCAACUCUAGAAACCGCACAUUUUUAUGUAAAUAAUUGAUUACAAUAUUAAAAUAACUGAUUAUAUGUGAUCUUUCGUGUGUGUUUAUAUUCCACAUCCACAUUAUACAUGUAUAUAAACCUACUUAUAUUGGAAAUGCUGAAGUCGGGGACUAAUUUCAUUAGUUACUUUUCUAUAAAAAUAGAACAAUGAAAGAGCAUCAUUCAAUUUUUCUCUUAUGUCGAUGCCAACUAUGCGACCGCGUGCUUUUGCGCCGCAAGCUCGCAGCGAAAGUAGAAGAGAAAUAUUAUUAUCAAAUAAUGGCGUCGUCAAAGAGAAAAACAAGGGAUCGACCAUCGAAGAAGCGGACAACAGAAAGAAUAUCACAUUCUAAUAUUCGUUCCCGAGUUAAAUUGGAAUGCCGCAAACGCGCAAACACUCCAUUUCGACGACAGCCAUACGGUUCCAUCAGUAUACCUCAAUUGGUCUAUCAACUCCUCACCAUAGAUAAAUAUAAUCAUGAAGCAAAACGUAGAAGCAGAUGUUUUUCGUCUCCGGAACGUUUCAGGACACGCUAUCGAGAAAUGCAGAACUCUCAUGAACGGCAAAGACUUUCAUACAAAAUGGCUAAUCAUCGCGAAGAUUCGGAAUCUAUACAAAUACCUGAAUAUACAACAGAAUCCAGACCCACAUCUAUUGAUAGUUUUAUGGAAGCAACGGAUACUGCAAAUAGCUCGGCGCCGAUAAGUUCUGCGAACAGCAGCGUGUCAAAUGUCUCAGUGGAACCAAUCACCCUUGCAAACUCACUCAACAACGCCAAAGCGCUUUUUAGAAAAAGAUCUUUGGUACAACUCAUUAACAGUUACAUCAAAGCUGGCGUUGAAGAAGGAAAGCGACAGGCUAAAAAGUAUAUUCGCAAAGCACUAUCUUUUGGCGUGAGAUCGGGUUAUUUAAUCCCGACUGAUCAACAAGGUAACGUGCUUCGUGUGUGUCCGACUCUCGAUACACGAUCUUGGAAUUGGAGACGAGCCGAUACUGAAUCUCGCCAAAAACGACGCAACGCACGACGAGAAGGAAAAACGCAUUUGACAACCAUCGCUGAUCGAAAAGCAAUGCGUCGUGGAAUUCUGCAAGAUAAGUGCCUUUAUAAUAUGGAUGAUGUACGGAUGAUUUCAAAAAGAAGAUACAUGAAGCAAACAGCUCAAAGUUCUGCUAGAAAUUUAAUCACGCGGGAGAAUAGUCCAAGAAAAUUGACUGAUAAAUCGUUACGCGAGAGAAAGAAAACAAAAGUUUUUACGAGAAAGAACAGCAAAAUUAACAAUACGAGCAUGAGCAAUAAACGAGAUCAACAAAAAGGAAACAACGAUGAAAACAUCAAAAAACCAGUCAAAAGAAGUUGUACGUCCUUUUCCACAAAACGUUCUGAAAAUGUUCAUGAAUUAGUUAAGGAAAAUUAUAAGGACAUUAGCGGAAGAGAUCGCAAUCAGUUCCAAAUUAAGAAAGAUGGCUGCUACAAAACUAAUAAGGGACGAAGGUCAAUAUCGAGUCAAGAGGACGAAUCCAAGACAGAGAAGCGACAAAUUAAAACAAAUAUAAACAGUGACAGAAUAGAUUGUAACGAGAUAGAAAACAAAUACAAUGAUGAUAGAAAAUCCAAUGAAGACAAUGACAAAGAAUCUGAAAAAGAUAGUGACGAAUGUGACUUGAUCGGCAAAGCGACUAGAGAAAUGGAAUCUUAAAGGAAUGCCUAUCUUGAACGUUACCAUUCUUCAUUCAAAAACAAAUAUCUUCGUAAGCUCUUAAUCUUUUUAUUGUUUGUAAAAUUAUUUAUUACAUCAGAGAGAAACCUGAGAGCGGAUACCGCGGCCUUUUUCAUGCGACCGAUAUUUGACUAGCAUCAACGCCAAACGUGGACAUAAAAUUAUGACCUCAUCCGCUUAUCGACACUGUCAAUGAAGUCUUCUUUUUUGUAUGUGUUCGUGCUACAUAGGAGUCAACGAGAUGAUAUAUUUUUUUGUUACAAAUUAUUACAUGGGACAAAUUCUGACAUAUUUUUUUCUUUUUUCCGGCCAGAUUAGUCUUACCUUUUCUAUUUCUCUCUCUCUCUCUCUCUCUCUCUCUCUCUCUCUCUCUCUCUCUCUCUCUCUCUCUUCUCUCUUUGUAUGACGUACCUGUGUCAGCAUAAUCUCAAGCACAAUAGUACACCAAAUUUGGAAAUAAAAUACAAGUGGAAAUUUGAAUAAUAAAAUACAAGUCCAAAAUUAAAUAUUUUUCAUAAUUUUUUAGAAGUUAUUUUAAGAUAACAAAUUCAUGAAGUUUUUCAGUUAUUUCAAAUAUAGUUCUAUUAAUAUUGAUGAUAUAUCUAAUAUACCUGAUACAUUUGAUGAUAUAUAAAUUUUUCAUAGAUUCGUUAUCUUUGUAAUACAAAUUAAUAUUAAUUUA